GAAUAAAUGAAUUUGCUGAAGGUGUUUAUAUUUCCAGUACUUAAUAAUAUUUACUUAAUCAACAUGUUUACAUUUAUUCCAAUUGUUCAAAAGAAAUGUCAGUUCGGCAGAUCGAAACUUCAGUAGGACUGUCACUUAAUAUCAACACUUAACGAUUAACGAUCAAACAAAAAAUAGCAUUCUUAUUGUCCGUUCGUAGUACUUGUUCAAGUGUUGAUAAGCAAAAUAACAAAAAUGUAUAAAGGAAAAGAUAAUGACGACAAUGGCCCGAGCCCUAAGAAAAGGAGGUCAAACAACAAAGAAAACAAUCAAAAUCAUGUCGUAGUUGCUAUGGGUGCUUCAAACAAAAAUUAUUAUCCCGAUAUUUACCGGUUAAAUGUUGAUUGUUUCGAAGAUAUAUUCGACUAUUUGUCAUUGGAGGAUUUGGCUAUUGUUGGCCAAAUUAGCAAGCGGAUCCAACGAGUUGUUGGCCAUUAUUUUCGGCAGAGCUACGUAGCCGCUAGAGCUACUUUCCAUUCUGAUUUUGAAAUCAACUAUGUGUAUGCUAAAUGUUUCAUCGAGUUUGUGCAAAAAAUUAGAGUCAUUCAAUCGGACGAAGAAUUUUGUAGGUUUCUCCAAUGGAACCACCUUGAAUCGCUCAAGCAAAUUCGGCUGUACGAUCAACAUUUGACUCGAAAUAAAAUUGAGUGUAUGAAACAAAUUCUAAGCCAAGUUGAAGCUGUAGAAUUGCUGGAAUGCAAAAUUGAAGGGGAUUUCUUUGAAUCUUUGUUGGUUUUCUGUUCGAAUAUGAAACGGUUAUGUGUGGAUGGAACAACUAUGAUUGGAACAAAAUACAAUUGGCUCCAUCGGAAUUAUCCAACACUUGAACAUUUUCAGUUAUUAACGGCCAUUGGGCUAAAAAUUGAUGAGCUGAAAGCGUUUUUCGAACUAAAUCCAAAUAUUAAAAAAUUGGCAUUCGGUGGAAAGUGUUUCUGGGUGAACCAAGUGGCAAUGUGGAAUUGUAAAUUGGAAUUGGAAAUCUUGGAAAUUAAAUAUGAUAAAAGAGUUGAGUUGGAUUCACUUUGCCCAUUUUUGAAUGAACUUCAUCGACGUGGUCUUUUCAAGCAGCUGCACGUGUAUUUUGAUCUUCCGUUUGGUUUUGAACAAGAAAUCAUCGACCAUCUGGCCACUGUUGAUGGACUAGUGAAAUUGGUGGCGAACUCUCGCCAUAGUUAUAUCAAUAUUUCAUCUUUAAUUAAAUUGGAAGAACUAUGCAUUACAUCAUUAAAUGAUCUAGAGCAUCUGCCAGACACUCUCACAAAUUUAAAGCGACUUUAUAUACUAGAAGCAACUUCUGACGAUAUUCUGCCAUUUAUUCGGCGUGCAACUAAACUCACCAAAAUUAAAGUGAAUCGCAUGUACUAUGGAAAACACUUUGAACAAUCCAAAAAUAUUCUCGAUCUACCGGGACUAAAUGAGGAGCGCGGAAAGCUGGCAUUCGCAAAAAAAAUUAUGAUUUAUGUGAAGGAAGAUAUUUUUUUGGCGACAAAAUGGUCAUUGAAACAAACUGAAUUUAGUUUGAUCGAAAUGAAACGAACAGACUCCAUCGAUUGGGAAAUGGCAUUUCAAAUUGAUCGAUUUUAGAAUGACGCGCAAAUUUACAACAGACAGCUAUAUAAUUUUUAAACCGAUAAGCUUCAUUCAUUAACAAACAUUAUCGAUACUUGAAUAUAUAUUUAUAAAGGAAUAUGAAAUAUAUCAACCAUAUUUGUUUGGCUCUAUGAAUCGGUUCAUUCACAUUGAGAUCACUUUUGAAUGACUCUUGUUAUUGAUUUAAAAAUUUAAAUACAUAUGCCGAAAAAUAUACAUUCUUUAUCAACUCUGUGGGCAAACAAAGGCAAUUUACAAUUCUGUUGCUGAUAAUAAAAAUGGGAAUAUACACUUUGUUCGUACUGAAACCCAACAUGAAAUUUGUUUUUUUUUUUUUAAUGUGACAUGAAUGAAUUUUCGCUUCAAGUGGGAAUUAUUCACUUU
Sitodiplosis mosellana (orange wheat blossom midge) is the source of this 2013-nucleotide messenger RNA. RefSeq lists its product as uncharacterized. Bases 235 to 1623 code for a protein of 462 amino acids. The record is from RefSeq and is a predicted model, not a curated record. NCBI's taxonomy places the organism in Eukaryota, Metazoa, Arthropoda, Insecta, Diptera, Cecidomyiidae. The transcript has 2 exons.